Pieris macdunnoughi is the source of this 258-nucleotide messenger RNA. The record is from the annotation of a GenBank genome assembly. NCBI's taxonomy places the organism in Eukaryota, Metazoa, Arthropoda, Insecta, Lepidoptera, Pieridae.
AUGGGAUGGAUAGUGCGCGACUCGCCGAAAAAAAAAGAGACAAGCAACUCGGGAUCAGUCCACGUGGACUGCUUCAUAUCAACACAGGAGCAACGACCAAUAGAAAACGGUACCGCUAAUGUAUUUCUCACCUCCGCACUCACACCCGGAUCGGCUUCUACAAUAAACACACGCAUACGAUUCUCAACUUUCCAACAACGCUCUAGGGUCUCAAAUAUUGUGUGUGUACCUGAGAUAGUCGUUUUCGAAAUGACUUAA